Molecule: messenger RNA, 864 nt
Organism: Sesamum indicum (sesame)
Lineage: Eukaryota; Viridiplantae; Streptophyta; Magnoliopsida; Lamiales; Pedaliaceae
Product: ARM repeat superfamily protein
Molecular function (GO): protein binding
Source: RefSeq, a predicted model, not a curated record
CAUAACAACUCUCUUCCCCAAUUCUCUUCCCAAACGGCAGAGUCCUCUCUCAAGUCUCAACUCUCAACUCUCCGUCAAUCUCAUUCCCUCUCCAAACUGGCCGCCACCUCCUCCGCCUCCGCCGUAUCCGCCUCGCCUGCCUCAAGAAAGAAUUCACAUGUUUACAAAUGACCAGAGACAAAAAGAGCGCACUGGGAAAUAUGGUAGUCCGAGACUGGAAUACCUCCAGGAACUAGUUACACAAUUUCAGAAUGCAACCAGUGAAGAAAUAAAAGAGAAAAUUGUUGCUAAUUUGGGAAACUUCGCCUAUGAUCCUUACAAUUAUGCGUUCUUACGCCAGCUAAAUGUUUUAGAACUCUUUCUGGACUGCCUAACAGAGCCCAACGAGAGGCUCGUGGAGUUUGCCAUUGGAGGAAUCUGCAAUGCUUGUGCAGAUCCAGCAAAUGCUGAAGUCGUCAUUCAAUGUGAUGGGAUUCCUCUUAUCGUUCAAUGCUUAUCCAGUCCUGUUAGGAACACGGUGAGUUAUGCUCUUGGGUCACUUUACUAUCUGUGUAAUGCAACUACAAGGGAUGAAAUUCUGAGACCAGAGAUAGUAGACGCCAUCAAGAGGUUUGCUUCAGCUGGUGCAGUUAAUGUGGGCUUCAGUAAUCUGGCUCAGGCUUUCUUGGAUAAGCAUGUCUCUGAACUUAACUGAUUCAUUUGGUGUAAGCAGUCAAGUAUUGUCAGUGCUACGGAUGUCACUUCAUGCGAAUGCUUUCCGAUGGAUGUCGCAUCGUGUGAAUGCUUUUCAUCUGAUUGAUUGAAAAAAUAUCACAUUGCUAAUAUUUAAAUUGAAUAAAUCCUUACCACAUAAAAUUUCAAUUA